GUCUAUCGAUAGCAAAAAAACAAGCCAGUUGUCGAAACGUUCGUCUGAUGAUGAUUCUGAUUUGGAUGGUGAUGAGGAGGAAUUAUUUAAAAAUUCUACAAGCCAUGUAGCGAAGUCCACUUAUGGAAUGCAAUCAGCUACCUCGGAUGGCAGUCAGUCUGGAGACUCGACACGAACCGGGACUGUGCAGGAAUUUGACAGCCCUACUCCCGAGCGUCUUCAGAAAAGUUCCUUCAUGUCUGCAACCGGCAAAAUGGCUUCCGUUUCUAGUGGAAGCACUGCGCCGAUGUCGCUUACCGGAAUCAGCCGAAGCGGUCACUCUUCUGCCUUUACUGGAAAGAGUGACGGCAGUAGUGUUUCUGGCAGUGGAAGUUGGAAAUUAUCUACUGCGAGUAGGAGUACCGCUCCAAAUUCGGUCACGGGGGUUAGCGGAAGUGUUCCUUCAGCGAUCACUGGAACAAGUGAUGACAGCAGGGCUUUUGGCAGCAAAAGUUGGAAAUCCUCGAAUGCUAGUAGGGGUACCGCUCCAAACUCAAUAACCGGAAUUAGCGGAAGCGUUCCUUCUGGGAUCACUGGAACGAGUAAUGUUAGCGGCAGUAAAACUUGGAAGUCAUCGAAUGCAAGUAGGAAUACGGCUUUAGACGCGGAAACCGGGGUUGGUGGUAGCGGAGCCUCUUCUGCAUUUACUAGAGCAAGUGAACGAAGUGGUUCUUUUGGUAGCGGCAGCUCGAAAUCUUCGAGGUUGAGCCGGAGUGUUGUUCCAGCUUCGGUGACAGGGGUUAGCGGAAGCUUUGCACCCUCGACAUUUACCGGCACUAGCAACACAAGUUCACUGACCAGUGGGGGUACCAUGUCUUCAGGCGCCAGUAAUCACUCGACGCCGGUUUCGUUUGCUAGCGCCAGCAAAAGGGCCUCUCCAUCUUUUGUCAGUGCAAGCGGCGAUUCCUCCUUCAUCUCGGGCCCGGCAACCAAAAAUUCUGUUCGAUCGUCGUAUACCGGCGGGAGUCAGCAGUCAUCAAUGGCGACAGCUGCCUCAACGAAUAUCGGCAAAGGUUCUGUACCAUCGUCAGCUGGCGGCAGUAAUAUUAGUAGAAGUACUGCUCCGGCAUCUUUUGCCCAGGGAAGCCAACAGUCCUCUUUUUCUCGAGCAAGGAGCAUGCCAGUAUCCCUUGCCAGUGGAAGUGGUCAAUCGAACUACCUCUCCGGCAGCGCUGCUGCCUCAGAUGAGUUCAGUUUCAGAAGCUCCCGUUCAUCCCCUUCCAGUGCUGCUCGAGGCAGCACGGCCAAAGAUAUUGUGGUGGAGAAUCCUUGGAACUGGAGCAGAAGCAGUACCCCAUUGCGAAUGGAUAUGAUUAGACCGACUUUAGGCGGCACACUGAUGUUUGAAGAAAGCCUCAAAUCCGCUGGUUCUAGACAUACCUCUGAUGGAAGUAGCAAAAUUAAACUGAGAUCAAAUACUGAAAGAGAAUCAGCAGGAAGUGGUUUGAGAAGUUCGGGUACAAGUGCAAUGGAUAGCAGUUUUAGCAGACCAUCAUCACUCGCAACCGGUCAGAGAUCCACCCAAGCCAGCAAUAUGUCGUCGCUGAGUUCGGAUAGUCAACGCUCUUCAUGGGAAUCAAGUGCAGUGGACGGGAGUUUCAGCAGGCCCUCAUCACUUACAGGCGGUCAGAGAUCUACUCACGCAAGCCAGGUGUCACCAUUGACUUUCGACGACCAACGCGCUUCACGGUUAUCUGGCACUGGAUAUUCAGAAGUCGAUCGAAGGUCGACAUUCCCGGACAGUGUAAUCAGCGGCAGUAUCCCGAAACAAAGCACAAGGAGGAGCAUUUCACCACAAACCGGCAUUGAUCGAUCUAGCCUUGGCGAUAAUUCGUCUGUUCGAGACAGUUCGUUAAGAUCUGGUUCAUUUCGUUCCACGCAGCACGAAUUGGGCAGUAUAACUGAAAGCAGCGUCGCAAGUGGUGAGACACAUGCAGCUACCAUGAGGUCAACGAUGGGUUCUGCCAGAACAACCGGUAACUCAACAGAAUAUUCAGGGUCGAAAAUGUCUGGUGACCUAUCGGGAACGUCUCAAAGAACAAGCACAAGCAGCGCCAUUAGCGAAAUAGAUCCGAGACAUUCUACCUUCGGCACUGGAAUAGUCGGCAGCGGAACAGCGGUCCGGUCUGCCGCAACUAGCGGAAGCGCUGUUAGUCGCAAUUCGAGAUUGUCUAGUCCUAAAGAGUCAGAAGUUAUCAAUGAAACACGCGACACAUCAGCCACCUCAACCGUUGAUAAUCCUUGGAGAUGGAGCAAAACUAGCAGUCCAGUGCACAAAAGCGUGAUUCGUGAGACGCUUGGUGGGGAACUAGUACCUGAAUACCGAGGCGACUUCCCGCCAAAACGCACAUCGGUUUCCGCGGCAGAAGUACAACCUUUGUCUGAAAAAAGGAUGAGUCGACAAAGCACCGUCUCGGACCGACAGAGCCGUGUUAGCAUGGACACUGUGCCGCGCGGUAGCAGCGCUACUGGGCGGCAAAGUACACAGUCCAGUGGUAUGGUCGACAGUCGGCAGCGCAGUUUGUCAAGUGAACAUCGCGUUACCAGUGAAACUCGACAAUCCAGAUUUAGUGGAUAUGCCGACGUAGGAAUGAGUUCUUUGCCAGCGAAUUCAGUAGUUAGUGUCAUGAACGAACCAGUUAGAGACAAAUCUGUCAUACCGUCACGAACCAGUACCAGUGGUGCUGGAGAUGCAGAAAGCAUGCGUUUUAGUGGUUCUGACUCAGCCGGAAGCGAUAUUUCUAGUUCACAAGAGGCCUCUAAGCUGUCCAGUGAAAGCUUUAAAGAUUCAUUCAGGAAAUCUCAUGGCAUAGCACCCGCAGGUGAUGGAGUAACUGAGCCCGGAAGGCUAUUAAGCUCCUUUUCCCCUGGAGCUCCACUUAGUGCUUUUGAUCAGGCCACCACCAUGAGCAUCUUCCAGAAAGCAGAUGCCACAACAAGUAUCGCUCCUUCUAUUGAGAUGGGGGAUAAUUUGACCGAAAAAUCUACACAACGGUUAUCCACAGCAACGGGCGAACCGGUAGAGGUCACAACAGAAGUUCGCCGGACAACGGAAAAUUUUAUUGAUGCCGACGGCCAGAUUAAUUACAACUAUGAGCCGUUAGAAGUGGUGAGAGUUAGAAAACAUACUAAAACGUACUCCGAUGAGCAAUCAACUGAACCUAUCGAGGAAAUGGAACUUCGUAAAACGUCAAAGAAAUAUAUUAACCCAGCCGGCUCACAGUUAUUUGAGAUUCAAAUAAAGAAGAACGUACGCCGCAGUAAAAGUAGCAAUGGCAACGCCUCGUUCACCGCUCUGGGACCCACCCCAGCGAAACCGCGAAGCAAAAGUGUAGGUGAAGAAGAUACUGAAGAAGAACCAUUACAACGGCGACAGUCCGGCAAUGCAAAUACCGAAGGGAAACGGGGCACGGAUGGCAAGGCGGCUACAGCCGGUAAGAAAAAGAGCAAAAGGAAAACAGAUACGGAUGCAAAGGGUGACAAAGACGAAACUCCAAAGAAGGGGAAAAAAGGGCGAAAAAGCACGAAGCCGACAGGAAAAGGAAAGGGAGAUGGUAUGGACUUUGACGAUGGUGACGAUUGUACUAUAAAACCUAAGGAACGGGAGCCUAGUUUCAUAUCGUGGUUAUUGGGAAGAAACAAGAAGAAACCGAAAAACGUCGUGAAGAAGAAGGUGCGAGAUGCUGACGGGCAAGCUACUCCUCGUACCGCGCAGGAAAAAGUGGGAACUUCUGGGCCAUCGUGUCAACUGGAACUGGCUGAAGUACGAAGAGAAGCUGAGGCAGCUAAGCAGGCAGCCGAAAGGGCACAAGCAGAACUGCACAAGCUGGCCAGUGCCAGAGCGCCGGGAUGGCCGACCGCCGGACCGGUAUGUAGACUCGGCCAGCGACGAACAGUCGACGAAGUGCAUAUGCGUGCCGAUGACCAGUACGAUGCCUGCGCACUGCCGGUUGCCAGAUUGAAACCGGAUCAUCCCACCCUGACCAGACCGAUGACUGCGGAAGAACAAAAGUGUGAAUUCCGUAGGAGAAGGGAGGAGUGUGAAAGAGCCGGCGGCAUGUGGCUUCCUUUAUGUGGCGCAGAUGAACCCGUAUGCGAUGCCCGAGCACAGGUAGCUGAAAUAAAGGAUCGCAUUAUGAUGAAGUUGAGCGAGAUCCAGAGUGUGAUGAACGAGACAUGCGAACUGCGUAUGGAAUGCCAACAAAUAUGUGAGAUACUGAGCGAAAAACGCUGUUGUUACGAGGAGCUUGUAGGAAGACAUGCAAAGGUCAACGAUAUUCUAUCACGUGAAUUCGCACACAAAGAUGAGGUUCAGAUGGAAAUGGAUGAUUGCGAAACGCUGUUGCUGCGACUUGAAAGCUGUCAUCCGGAACUCGAAUGCCCACCGAGCUGGCAACGGCAAGAGUUGGAUUACCGGGAUCGCUAUUUGUACCACAUGCAGCGGCUGGCACACGAAGGAUUCGAAUCAUUAGAAGGAUACGCACAACUUCAUGACGCAAUGUUAUACGACAAAAUCAGCAUUCUGAAAAACUGGCAUCAGCUAGCGCAGGAUUACUUAGAAGAAACACAGUGCUUGACAGAAUCCCAGAAUAAAGCGAAGCAAGCAUUUAUCGCCGCGACCGCAAAAUACAAUCGGAAUAAAACAGUCCGCGAUCAGCUUUCCUCGGAUUUGGUAUCUUUGCAAGAUCAAACGCAACGGGAGAUCGCUUUGGCUACUAUGGAAGACCAGAACGAACGCCAGGAAGAUCAGAACCGGUUGACCAAAUACAGAGACCAUUUGCAGCGGUGUUUAAUCACCCGAGAUUUGAAAUAUGAAGCAGUGCUGGACGCCAAAGACACCUUAGUCACCUGCAUGAAGGAGAUCAUUCAGACUUUGCAGGUAUCCCACCUUUCUCUGGACGCGUCAGGAAUGGAUGCAAUGAAAACCUUUGAUGACCUCUUGGAACUAGGGAAAGAUCGGCGAUUGUCACACGGUACAAGCAAACUGCUGGCUGCGUUACCCCCGGAGUCAGAUUACGCCGACCAUUUAGAGCGGAUUCAAAAAGUCUUGACUGAUUACGUUGACUGUAUGAAAAAGAUCGAGGCACGCCGAGAAGAAUUGUUAAGGCAACGGACAGAGCUGGUUGGUGACCCGGAUCCGUUGGUCCUACGCAGUAGUUCAUCCGAUUAUCAAUGUCAAUGCCCUUGUCCAGAGGAGUAAACGGUUUGCGCAUCAGGUGGACAUCUUGCUUACCUAUAUGUGCACUUUUAACUGUUUUGACUUUUGCUUGCUCGUUUUCUUUGUUUGUUUUUGAAGUUUACGCGUUCAUAACUCGAUCUGGUUUCAUUAGAUUUUAUUUUAAUAUUUCUUACUUUUCGUUAUAUUAAGAUAGUUAUUAGAUACCUUAAUGUUUUUUUUCGCAUACUCUUUAAUGUGUUUUAAGUGACGGGAUUGUUUUUGUGAGACAAGAUUCGGUAUCAUGACUGACAAUCACUGUAUCCUUAGUCUGAAGGUUAAAGUACUUAAUGUGCAACUCAAGCAUAAAAUGCCA
This is a messenger RNA of Paramacrobiotus metropolitanus, 5570 nucleotides long. RefSeq names its product mucin-19-like. The transcript has 4 exons. The coding region runs from base 128 to 5239 and encodes 1703 amino acids. Lineage: Eukaryota; Metazoa; Tardigrada; Eutardigrada; Parachela; Macrobiotidae. The record is from RefSeq and is a predicted model, not a curated record.